UAGACUCACAGAAUCGCUGGAUGAACAGGAAAAAGACAUUGAUUGUAGACGAUAGAAUCUGUAAUGGAAUGCGUUUGGGACCGCUGUACGCCAAGUUCACCUGUGUUAGUAACUCUCAAGGUUCUGCUGUUCCCCAUAUCCAUUGCAGAGAUUGUAAUUGGUGCGCUGUACCUGGAUAGCUGUCCUGUGCAAAGGUACAUACCUGUUUACCUGGUGGUAGCAGGAGUGUUCACCUUGUCCCUGGUGCUCCUGGCCUGCCUGCCCGGCUCACAUGAUCCUGACGUUUUGCCAAAUCAGGAUGCCAUAGAUAAAGUCCGUUUCUGCGGCAUCUGCAACGUAUGGAACUUCAUUGUCUCCUUCAUCCUCCUCUGUUGGGUCAUUGCUGGCAGUGUGUGGAUCUACUCAAUACACCAGCCCAAUUACGACCCAGCUGCAGGGGACUACUGUGAUAAGACUGUCUACCUGUUUGCUUUUUGGAUAAACCUGGUGAAUUUCAUAGUGGCAGGCGUAUGCAUUGUUGUGUGUUUCGCAUACAUUGCUUACAACUGUGCUCAAUUGUUUUGUUGUUGUUUGUGCGCGUUAUGUGUUAAGUGUUUUGAGGAAGCCAGAACAAACAGACCUUGAUUGAUUGCAAUUUCGUUUAUGGCCUUUUCACAUUCAUUUGGUACCACUGAUAAUUAUGGGGUGUAUAGUGAUGUGUUUUAGUGUUUGAUAAGACUCCUACAUUUCAGACUGAUAAUUAUGGGAUGUAUUGAUAAGACUCCUACAUUUCAGACUGAUAAUUAUGGGAUGUAUUGAUAAGGCUCUUACAUUUCAGACUGAUAAUUAUGGGAUGUAUUGAUGAGGCUCCUACAUUUUAGACUGAUAAUUAUGGGAUAUAUGUGCUAGUAAUGUGUUUUAGUGUUUGAUAAGACUCCUACAUUUCAGACUGAUAAUUAUGGGAUGUACAGUAUGUGCUGGUGAUGUGUUUUAGUGUUUGAUAAGACUCCUACAUUUCAGACUGAUAAUUAUGGGAUGUGUGUGCUAGUGAUCUGUUUUAGUGUUUGAUAAGAGUCCUACAUUUCAGACUGAUAAUUAUGGGAUUUAUGUGCUGGUGAUGUGUUUUAGUGUUUGAUAAGGCUCCUACACUUCAGACUCAUUCAGUAAUCAGUCUGACUCUGCACCAAGUUUGUAUUUAUUUUUUCACUUUGGAGUGUUCAAAUUUGAUUCUAUGUGAUACUCUGUCAACUAUAUGUAAAAUUAAUUAGGUUUUAUGUUUUGUAUAAUAACAAGCAUUUUUUGUUUAGAUUACUUGAGAAGGCCAAUAUACUUAACUCAUUCACUGCCAGCCAUUUACAGUGCAGAGCCCCCCAUACUGCCAAAUGUUUUACAGCAUUUUGACUGGUUUUCCAAGAUCCACUGAACAGUGAGCUUUAUGACUAUGUAAAUGUAGCAGGGUUGGUUAUGCCUUUCUGAAUUUCCCCACUUUUCCCUGCAUAUUCGGUGCAAUUUUGCAGUUUCCCACGACCUCUGGGGUACAGAAGGCAAUAGGGGGGUGUGGCUUGGGUGUGGCAGAAGUUGGUUCCCGCGCUGGAGACCCUUUAAGA
This is a messenger RNA of Sardina pilchardus (European sardine), 1586 nucleotides long. RefSeq names its product transmembrane protein 272-like. The record is from RefSeq and is a predicted model, not a curated record. NCBI's taxonomy places the organism in Eukaryota, Metazoa, Chordata, Actinopteri, Clupeiformes, Clupeidae. The coding region runs from base 64 to 624 and encodes 186 amino acids. The transcript has 5 exons.